AGCUGUAAAAUCGGCUCAAGACGAUGUCCCGCGCCCCACCAGAGGGAGCUGGCGUGACUUUGCUUCGGCGCAAGGUCACCACGCAUGAGCUGGAGAAGGCUGAUCUGAUCCUGGACGGCGUGAAAAGCCGGGAGCGCGCCCACGAAGAGGCGGUCACCCACAAGAGCUCCAAGCGCUUGGCGCGGCCCCAGAGCCACACCUCGCUGCCGGUUUCGCCGCUGACUACUUGCUCUGCCGCCACCCUGCUGCAGCGCCCUGCCGAGCCGAGCUUCCCUAGGCGUCGGUGGACCAUUGACCUCAGUCAGGAUGCCCAGGAGGACGUGCUGUCGCCCAAGUGGGCCAAGGCGGUGGUCCGGCGCGCCAGCAAUCGCCUGGUGAUGGAAGAUAUGGAGGACUGCGACAGGUCCUUUGUGGAGAUGUGCGGUAGGCUUCAAAGCCUCAUAGACCAAACCGUCAUGCGCACACUCAAGUUCUUCACCCGGAUUCGUGACUGCCACAAGGAGCGGCCUACCAUGCUGAUGGAGCCCCAGAACUUCGAGCGGCUGACCUCAGUGAGCUUCAUGGUGUCCACGGUGAACUACCGGCUGUCCAAAUGGCUUCACCAGCUGGAGCCCCAUCAGUACAUGAAGCCGGCGAAGCCGGUGGAGUCUGCGGCGGCGGAGCGCAGGGUGGAGGAGCUGCUGCGGGACGUGCAGUUCGCGCUGAGCCGCAUGGAGGUUCUAGCCUCUGACCUGGUGCCGAAGCUGCGCAAGAUCAUCUCGGAUGCCCGCGCCACACACGCGAACCCCCGGUUCCUGCGGCUGCUGGGCCCCUGCGAGGAACCGCUGAGCCCGGGCUGCGGGGACCCGGUGCGCAUGGCGCAGCGACGGGGCAUCCGAGACGUGCACGAGAUGGAAGGAGUGGUGAGCCACCUGGAGCGCCUCCUGGAGGUCUCCCACGCCCUGGCGUUCAAGCCGGUGCCAUCGCAAAUCCGGGUCUCGGCCACCAUACUGCUGGCUGCGCAACGCUUUAAAAAGCUCCUGAAACAGAGGAGGGCUCGAAAGUAAUUCGACAUGAAGUGCCUGGCUAGUCAGUCGUGAUGCUGCAACAAACGCCCCA
Molecule: messenger RNA, 1098 nt
Organism: Effrenium voratum
Lineage: Eukaryota; Dinophyceae; Suessiales; Symbiodiniaceae
Source: the annotation of a GenBank genome assembly